AUGACUUACUCAGACAACCUUGAUUCUCCCAGUGAGCCUCCCGGAUACACCGCAAAGUCCGAUUUCAAUCACGGUGACACUAUGGAGGAUGAGUCUCUUCUCCGGAUUAUGAGCCAGAGGGAUUCUCGUCCCAAGUCUAGGCGAUGGUGCCCAAACUUGGACAUGAAGCAUUGGCUGGCCAUCAACCUGGCCUUCACAUCCUUCAAUCUGGCCGUUGUUUUGGUUUUGGCUGUGCUUUGGCGGAGUGAAAGGCUCACUCUGAGGCCGGCAUCGUCGUCGACAGUGUCUCUUCUCCCACCAUCCCCAGCAACUGUCGCUAUUGAAAAGGAACUUCGUCCUUUCUCGCUGACCUCGCCAUAUGACAAGCCCCCGGGCCCAGAGACGGAUCAGCUGUGGCAUGAUCUUGUGAAUACCGGGGCCAUGUUUCCCCUCAGCGAGGAGCAAUUCUCGGAAGUCAAUGACAACAUCGAAACCGGUAUUAGAUAUACCCACGACCCCCAAGGGCGAUUCCUGGGAACCUUGGCCGCAACCCACCAGAUUCACUGCGUGGUAGGCAACCUUGUCACAAGCAGAGUUCCCCCCUGGUCGUUUGUGCUAAUACGGGGUUUCCCAAAAAUACAGGACGCUCUUCGCAAAGGCCUUUGGUUUCAUUACGAACACUACAGGGCAACAAACGACCCUCUGUUCAUCGAUAAAGAUCCCCCCGAGGAGCACCUGAUGCACUGCGUCGAGAUGCUACGAAACGCAGUCAUGUGCUUUGGCGACGUGUCCGUCAUCACGUACAACUGGAAGAAGGGACACGAUGCUCCCAAGGGCAGUUUCAAGAGCCUCCACGCCUGCCAGAAGUGGGACAAGAUCGAGGACUGGAGGGCAAUUCACAACAUCACCGAGGAAAUCAAGACGCUGGAAAGACCUAUCGGAAUAUUUGACGAGGACACGGCAAAACAUGCGCGCGCUUCCAACGUGGACGCCAUGGCGGAGCGCGGGUAG
Messenger RNA from Metarhizium acridum CQMa 102, 990 nucleotides. The record is from RefSeq and is a predicted model, not a curated record. NCBI's taxonomy places the organism in Eukaryota, Fungi, Ascomycota, Sordariomycetes, Hypocreales, Clavicipitaceae.